Messenger RNA from Anisakis simplex (herring worm), 237 nucleotides. Lineage: Eukaryota; Metazoa; Nematoda; Chromadorea; Rhabditida; Anisakidae. The record is from the annotation of a GenBank genome assembly.
AUGUCAGUGCCGUACUUGAUUGAACUGAUGGGUCUUAUUGGUAACAUCACCGGCACUAUGCUCAGUUUCAUAUGGCCAGCUUUGUUCCAUUUGAGGAUAAAGGCACAGUUCAGCAGCGAUCAACGGGAUCGACGUUUCGACUACUUUAUCAUUGCUACUGGCAUUUGUGUGAUGUCUGUUGGCAUUUAUUACUCAUCAAUUGAAUUGGCGAAUGCUAUUCAGUAUGGACAACGUUAG